UCCUUUUAAGCGACAAUUACCAAAACAACAGAAGUAGCCCUAGUCUCCUCUACCCGGCCAUCACCCAUCUAACCAAACGAUCGCUUUCUCAAUUUCCAGCUCCUCCUUCUCGUCCACGACAAUUUAGCUCAGGUACUUUUUAUCCCAAACCCCUUGGUGAUUCACAGACUUGGGUUAUAGAAAAGCAUCCUAUUGAAGAUGGAGAAUGCAGCAAAAAGAGUACUUCAUGAUAUGAGAUGCUGGUCCGAUCUACCGUAUCACGUCCUGGUCCUGAUAGGAAAGAAACUGACCAUUGCUGAUCAUCUUUCUUUUCGUGCUGUUUGUAAGGAGUGGCGUUUGGUGUCAAAAAUUUGCUGCCCACUGCAAUUUACAACCGAAUCACUUUGGCUCAUGUUCUUAAGAAACCCAAGAAGAAAAUCUGCUCAAUGGAAGAUUGGGGACCCUUCUAGUGGGUUCAUUUAUACCAUUGACGCCCCAUUGUUAUCAGCAGGGACUACUCGCCCUCGGUGUUUGCUUUCUAAGCAUGGGUGGCUCCUACUAUAUUCUACAAAUCCUUCACCGUCACUAUUUUUCUUCAAUCCAGUCUCACAAGCACGGAUUGACCUUCCUUGGUGUGAUGCAUUCUCUGGUAUAUUGACAUUAAAUCCUCAAAUUAUGGCAUAAUUUGUUCCUCAAAUUAUGGCAUAAUUUGCUCCUCAAAUUAUGGAACC
This is a messenger RNA of Tripterygium wilfordii, 710 nucleotides long. RefSeq names its product F-box protein At4g12382-like. Bases 199 to 663 code for a protein of 154 amino acids. Gene Ontology annotation, molecular function: protein binding. The record is from RefSeq and is a predicted model, not a curated record. The transcript has 2 exons. Lineage: Eukaryota; Viridiplantae; Streptophyta; Magnoliopsida; Celastrales; Celastraceae.